Symbiodinium pilosum is the source of this 450-nucleotide messenger RNA. NCBI's taxonomy places the organism in Eukaryota, Dinophyceae, Suessiales, Symbiodiniaceae. The record is from the annotation of a GenBank genome assembly.
AUGGAAAACCCAUUCCUGCGUUCAGGGCUUGCGCUGGCAGGUGCUCGAGCCUGGCAAGAGGUUGAAGGAAAUUCCACUGAAGACGCGGCAUCAGGAAUUUUCACAGCGCAGGAUGCACGCGGGCUCGACCUGAGAGGAACACGCCUUGUGGUACUGUCCGCUUGUGAAACAGGCCUCGGUGACACACCUUGCGGUCAAGGCGUGCAAGGCUUGGCAUCGGCAUGCUUGGCUGCGGGAGCCCGCUGCGUGAUCAUGAGUCUGUGGAAGGUUCCAGAUACCGACACACAAGCGCUCAUGAAAGCGUUUUAUGGAGGUCUUCGCUGUGGGAAAUCGAUUGCAUGCGCCCUGCAAGCUGCGCAGAGAGAGCUUCGACAGCCUGCAAGCUAUUCUCGUUGGGGAGCCUUCGUGAUCCUGGGCUGGCCCUUUGAUUCACCGCUUGCUGAUCUGUAG